Molecule: messenger RNA, 3192 nt
Organism: Symsagittifera roscoffensis
Lineage: Eukaryota; Metazoa; Xenacoelomorpha; Acoela; Convolutidae
Product: polyhomeotic-like protein 2
Exons: 1
Coding region: 818-2851 (677 amino acids)
Biological process (GO): negative regulation of DNA-templated transcription
Cellular component (GO): nucleus; PRC1 complex
Molecular function (GO): chromatin binding; histone binding
Source: RefSeq, a predicted model, not a curated record
GCCAAGCUUCGCUUUGCUUUUGUGUAGGAAGUUUUGGAUAGGUUUUUGUUUUCAGUUAUAUGCUUUGCUUGACGAUUUUGCCAAUGAUUAGCUUUAAAAACGUUUCAAUCCCUGUUGAUUUUACCGAGAGGGGGCAGCAAAAAUUCUGAUGGCUAUUCUGGAGUAAUUUGGCUAUUUUUUUAAAAUCAAAUAGGGGAUGUUAUCAGAUUGAAGCGUGUGUUAAUCUUUUUACUACCCGCACGCGUCCAGACAAGAUGGUUCAUGCGUUUUUACAGCAGAUUUCCUCCAUUUUCACGCGUGAAACAGCCAGAUUUAAUUAUCUAUCUUUACCACUCGCUAGUGCUUGAAUUCUCACCCCUCCAAUAUCUGCCCUCAGUCUUCGUUUCAGUCCGCGCGAACUUCAAGUUGCUUGCCAAUACAGGUUGGACCUACCUGUCUUCAACUACAUACGAAAAUGCAUGAAGUGUACAUUGGGGGAACUGGACUUUCUCAGAAAUCACGCAGUGAGUUGCCCUGGAGAGGGAGACCGUAUUGCCUGGACCAAGUAUGAAAAGGAGUUUUUGUGCUUCUAUCUAACUUGUGCUUCUAUCUAACUAAACGAGGUUCAAGAUCUUGCUCGUAUGAUCCAAAAGUUUCGUGAAAAUUUGCUACUGAUAUUCUAUUCUAAUAUUUCAGAGAAAUUAAAUGUGCGACUGAAUUGUGGCGGUUUUCAUCUUCCUGAGCAAUUCCUUGACACUUUCCUCGUCCUUGGUCUACCACCCCUUGUGUUUUUUGAUAAUCCUCUUCCUCACAUUUUGUCGCUACUCUUGUAGUUUUUAUGGAUACUUCAAAUCUUCUUUGUGGAAAUCCUUGUGUAAACGAUGGGUGCAGUGAAGUCGCAACAUGUAAUGAAACAUGUAUCCUUGAUUUAUCAACUUCGUCCACGACUGCUAACGAUAAUGCCUCUUGCGUAGAUGAGACUACCACACACUUUUUAACGCAAAAUUUUGUCUUGGUUCCUAGCAGUGCAAUAAUUCCGGCACCACCACAGCCUCCACAAGGUAGAAAAGUGCAAAGAAAUCCGUGUGGAAGCCAGAGCAGCGAAUUUCAGAAAUCUCUGCUGAAUCCAGACGUACUACCGAAAAAGUAUCAGCCUAUAUUGCCUGCUAAAGUGCCGAAGAAUCCUUCUCAAGUGCACCUUUCGCAAUCUUCAAAUCUAUACCGAAUUGAUCGCAACAAUUUGUGCCGCCCGUUUCAGACUAUAGCAGCGAAACCAAAGAAGCCAACAGUUACAAAAAUUGCGCCAGCGCCUCUUAAACCACCUCCAAUUGUACCCAACAUUCAGAGCCAUCUAAACAACUCACAGCCACAUACAAUUGUUUUUUGUCCUGUUAGUCAGCAAAGUGGACUAAAUUUGAAACUGACACCUUACAAACCUAUUCUACCGGCCCCUUCGAAGCAAAAUCAGUUUUCGCGUUCACCUAUUCCCAUCCCAACAACUUCAAAUCAGAGGUUCGUGCAAUUUGACAGCUCAUCGAAGCAGGCAAUUAGUAGUAACCCAAAGGCUCAGAGUCAACCAAUUAAAAUGGAAUCCGAUCCAAAACCUUUAAAUACGAGACCAACGAGCAUUGUGCACCCGUUCAAUACUUCUAAAAAACCUACGCCAAUCAAAUCAAAACUUCCAAAAACAAACGAUCCCCAAAAGUCGCCGUCUUCGUCAAUAGUUAUUCCCAGCUUCGCAGUCGCGCCGUUUGUAGACCCCAUGGCAAAGCAACCUGAUCAUGAAGACACGCAUCGAUAUGAAAGCACGUUGCAGUCAAGUGCGAAAGUGUUGGAAACCAUAGACACUGCAAUGAAACAGGAGGCGGGGUCUCCUGGCCACGCUUUGGUUACACAAAGUUCAAAGCGAGAGAUAUCAGUGGAAUCAUCAGAGUCAGGAGAUUAUAAAUUAACUAUCGACGAAACUAUCGAAGAGAUAGAAAAAAAUUCAAGCUGCAUAAUUGCGGCGGAGCCUUCAAUUAAAACUAAAGUUGUUCACGUGCCACAUAGUGAUGAAAAAGAAAGCAAAAACAGAAAGUUAGCCAUUGUUGGUCCUACUGUUCUAAAGCAUUAUCUCAAUGGGAUUUGGAUAGAAGAAACCGUAACUGACUCGAAUCAGUCAAAAAGCAAAGCUGAACGUGCAGAUAAAGAAGACAAAGCUUCAAGGAAACGACCACAUACAAACGAUGACCAAAAUGUCUCAUCUACUUCUAAGAAAAAGAAACAGAGAAAAAGUAGCGAUUAUGUACCGGAAACAAAAAUAAAAACACCACUAAAGAAGUCGUUUGCCGAAAAACCCCAAGUUGAAGUACAGAAGUCAAAUCCAAUUCAUCAAAAUCUGAGUCUGGAUAUUCCAGGAUCCACAAUUUUAAAUGAAGUUGAACGGGUAUCCAACGCAUCUUCGCUGCUGCAGACAUCCAGUUCCACCAGUAGUGGAGUAUACAGUGCCUCGGAGUCAUCUGCAAGCGGAAGUCACCUCCAAAAUUGCGACUCCAUUGGACAAUCAAGUGGACUUGUGUCACCCGAAAGUGUCGAAAAAGCCAAUUCCGCGACAUCCAGUGACCUUAUUGUGCGCCAACCACCCCCUAUAUCACCUAUCAGAGCGCCAUGUGAUAAACCUAUAAUGCAGUGGUCUACAUCAGAUGUUUACAACUUCGUCAGAUCAGUUCCUGCCGGCAGUGAAUACGCUGACCAGUUCAAGAGCCAAGACAUCGACGGUCAAGCGCUCUCGAUGCUAAAAGAAGUCCACUUAAUGAGUGCAAUGAAAAUGAAGCUAGGACCGGCUUUGAAAAUAUGUUCCAGCAUACGUAAACUGAAAGAGCAAGGCUUCUGAUUUAAACUAUUUCUCGUGCAUUUAUUGAAGCUCUUUCCAUGAUAGAUUUUAUUACUCUCCAAUUUGAAGUAUUUUGGCCCCCUGUGUCUCGAUGGGUGUCCAUAGUUCAAUGAUCUGAGCUUAAGUCAUACUUAUUCAUACUGCAUAUACUUCUAACUUUCAAUGAUAUGCACUGGUGGAGAGGAGAGGAGAGUGACCUUUUUAUGUUGCUUCUAUAGUUUAGAUAGGCUUGAUCGAUGUUUUUUAUUUCGGUUGAUUUUAGAAAAAUUAUGUAAAAUAUAAUUUUGUUCAUUUUCAAAUUGCAAGCAUUUAUAUCAAAAAUUUAUUUGCAAAUUAUUACU